AUGUCUCUAAUCCUCUGCCACUUGUCCGGCAACAUUUGCAGGGUAAAGGAAUUUCAUCGUCAGCUUCUGACAUUAUCAUGCAGUCCUGGCGGACCAGCACAAGAAUCCAAUACAGCUCUUACAUUAAGAAAUGGUUGGAAUACUGUCGUAAAUGGCAAAUUAAUCCAGUUUCACCACCACUUUUGGCAAGUGGGCUCAACGUUCUUGAGGAGCUUUAUCACAAGGGACUCAGUUACAGUGCGUUAAACACUGCAAGGAGUGCAUUGGCCAGUGUCAUUGUAUUACAGGGUAACCAGUCCUUUGGUAAUCACCCGCUUGUUUCUUGCUUUUUAAAGGGAAGAUUUACGACAAGACCAGCCGUACCUAAAUACAGAGAAGCGUGGGAUGUGAACACAGUUCUUGAACAUUUAAAAACUUUACACCCUGCAGAGACUUUAUCCUUAAAAUUGUUGUCAUUAAAAAUAGUUAUUUUGAUGGCCGUAUUGUCAGGCCAAUGCUGCCAGACCAUUCAUGCUUUAACUACAAAGGACAUGAAAACCUCAAACAACAAAGUAAUGUUUAUUGUAAAUGAUUUAUUAAAAACUACUAAACCUGGUAAAGUAUGUACUAAGUCAGAAUUUCUGUCCUUCGAUGAAGAUCCUCGAAUCUGUGUAGUGAGGUAUCUCUCUGAAUACCUGGGUAUUCAGAGAGAUACCAAGAACCUGAGUCAUGAUCAUCAUAAGUUACUUGUUAGUUAUCAGAAACCACACAGGCCAGUCUCCAAGGACACUGUUAGUAGAUAG
Porites lobata is the source of this 782-nucleotide messenger RNA. Lineage: Eukaryota; Metazoa; Cnidaria; Anthozoa; Scleractinia; Poritidae. The record is from the annotation of a GenBank genome assembly.